Cololabis saira (Pacific saury) is the source of this 924-nucleotide messenger RNA. Its product is annotated as olfactory receptor 4M1-like. Gene Ontology annotation, cellular component: membrane. Gene Ontology annotation, molecular function: olfactory receptor activity; G protein-coupled receptor activity. The coding region runs from base 1 to 924 and encodes 307 amino acids. The record is from RefSeq and is a predicted model, not a curated record. Gene Ontology annotation, biological process: G protein-coupled receptor signaling pathway. The transcript has a single exon. Lineage: Eukaryota; Metazoa; Chordata; Actinopteri; Beloniformes; Belonidae.
AUGGAAAAUGCUUCACAUGUCACUGUUUUCACACUUUCAGGUUUAAAUUUUACCUUUGAACAACGGAUUGUGCUCUUCCUGUUGACUUCACUGUGGUACUUAAUGAUUCUGGGGGGAAAUAUCACUCUUGUCUUUGUAAUUGUUAUAGAUAAAAAUCUCCAUGAGCCUAUGUAUAUAUUUUUGUGUAAUCUAUGCAUUAAUGCUUUAUAUGGAACUGUUGGUUUUUAUCCAAAAUUCCUCUUAGAUCUGCUUUCAUCCCAUGUGAUUUCUUACGGAGGAUGCAUGCUACAGGGUUUUGUGAUACAUUCAUCCACUUGCGGUGAUUUUUCUAUUUUGGCUCUGAUGGCAUAUGAUAGAUAUGUGGCUAUAUGCCGACCUCUAGCUUAUCACUCAGUCAUGACAAAACAGCGAGUUUCUAUCUUUGUGUUUUUCACCUGGCUCAUACCUCUGUAUUGCAUGUUCAUGAACACGGCAACAAUAUUACACAUUGAGUUAUGUGGAUCGAACAUAAAUAGGCUCUAUUGUGUUAACUGGAUGAUAACUAGACUUGCUUGCUCACCACCAUUAGCAAACACUGCAGUCACAUAUAUGAAUUUGCUGUUUUACUUUGGUCAUUUUGUGUUUAUUCUUUGGUCCUACAUGUUUUUGAUAAGACAGUGCAUAUCAUCUAAAGAGAACCAUGGAAAGUUCAUGCAAACAUGCUUGCCACAUUUAAUCUCUCUGGUCACUUUUACGAUAGCUGUACUUCUAGAUUUAUUGUACAUGAGAUUUGGGUCUCCUGCUGUGUCACAAAAUCUCAGUAAUUUUAUGGCAACUGAAUUUUUGCUUAUUCCUCCAUUUGUGAAUCCACUUAUAUAUGGAUUUAAACUCACCAAACUACGUAACAAAAUGUGGAACUUUGUGUAUAAAAAAGGAAAUUUGUGA